Molecule: messenger RNA, 4872 nt
Organism: Mesocricetus auratus (golden hamster)
Lineage: Eukaryota; Metazoa; Chordata; Mammalia; Rodentia; Cricetidae
Gene: Tmem132d
Product: transmembrane protein 132D
Exons: 9
Coding region: 339-3632 (1097 amino acids)
Source: RefSeq, a predicted model, not a curated record
UAGUCCACUCCAGCCGCCCAGCGGGAGCCCCAGGAGCGCUCUCCGUUCUUGGGGACAAGGCAUCCGAGACCCCCCUCGUGGAGUGAAAUUCAAUUUACGAGCCAGUUCUCAGCGCGGUCGAAGCACCGAGGUGAACUCGGCCUGAGCUGCGGGACCCCGGAGCCUAAGAGGCCUGCCUAUGGACCUUUGGGGACUCGACUGAGGACGACCCGGGGUCCCUAGCCAGAUGUGUCUUGGCCAUCUAGCUCAGCUUCUGUUCUCCGGGGACCUGGCGACAUCCCUCCUUCAGCCAGACGACACCACGGAAGAGCAGAGGACCCGCGCUCCUAGUCUCCAGGAUGUGCCCGUCUGAGAUGGGGACGCUGUGGCACCUCUGGUCUCCAGUGCUCAUCAGCCUGGCCGCCCUUUUCUCCAAAGUGACGGAAGGCCGAGGGAUCCUGGAGAGCAUCCAGCGGUUCUCACUGCUGCCUACCUACCUCCCGGUGACUUACCACAUCAACAAUGCCGAUGUGUCCUUCUUCCUGAAGGAGGCCAACCAGGACAUCAUGCGCAACUCCAGCCUGCAGUCGCGGGUUGAGUCCUUUCUGAUCUACAAGUCCAAGCGACUGCCGGUGCUCAACGCCAGCUACGGGCCCUUCUCACUUGAGCAGGUGGUGCCCCAGGACUUGAUGCUGCCUUCCAACCCAUUUGGAUUCACCAACACAUUCUCCCUUAACUGGAGGCUGAAGGCCUACAUCUUGCAGGAGAAGGUCUACUUGAGCCAUCCCAAAGUGCAGGUGCUCUUCCAUGUCGUGGGCAGAGACUGGGAUGACCACAGGGACGAAAAGCUACCCUGCCUGCGGGUUUUUGCUUUCCAAGAGACCAGGGAGGUUCGGGGCAGCUGCCAGCUAGGCGGAACCCUGGGCCUGUGUGUGGCCCAGCUGGAGAUGCUGCCUGACUGGUUCAAUCCCCCUAUCGUUGUGUCUGGGCGCAGGAGGCCCCCAGAGCAGCUGGAAGGGAGCCCUGUAGAACUGUAUUAUGCUGUCCAGCCAGGGGAUGAGCGAGGGGACUGUGCCAAGGAGGACUCGAGGAAGGGUGGUGGUGCGCCGAUGGGUCACAAUGACGUUGAUGAAACCAGCCCCCCUUUGCACAGAAUUGGAAGUGUCUUCCUUCGUGAGACCCCUAGCAGUCCACCUCUGAGGGAACUGCGUUUAGAUAGCAACGUGGCCGUUCAUUAUGUCCCCAAGACUGUGCGACAAGGAGAUGUACUCACCUUCCCCAUUUCUGUCUCCAGGAACUGCACAGAGGAUUACUUCACACUGAGGGCCAAGGUUAAGAAAGGAGUGAGCAUCAUUGGGGUGAGAGCCAGCAGCCCUUCCAUCUGGGAUGUCAAGCAGAGCUCAGAAUACACUGGGAAGUAUGCACCAGCUGUCAUCAUUUGUCAGAAGAAAUCUGCUGGCUCAGAGAAGAGCGUGGAUGAUGCCUCCUACGAAGUCAUGCAGAUUGACAUCGAGAUCGAAGGACCCAGCGACCCACCCUCCACACAGCUUGUCACGUGGCAGGUUGAAUACCCAGGAGACAUCACGUCUGACUUGGGGGUGUCCAAGAUCUAUGUGAGCCAGAAGGACUUGAUUGGGGUCAUUCCACUGGCAAUGGAGGCAGAGAUCCUGAACACAGCCAUCCUCACUGGGAAGACAGUGGCUGUCCCUGUGAAGGUGAUCUCGGUAGAGGAAGACGGCACAGUACAGGGUGUGUCGGACUCGGUGGAGUGCAGGUCAGCAGACGAAGACACGGUUAAGGUUUCUGACAGAUGUGACUAUGUCUUUGUCAAUGGGAAGGAAAUGAAGGGCAAGGUGAACGUGGUCGUCAGCUUCACCUACCAGCACCUGAGCAGCCCCCUGGAGAUGACAGUGUGGGUGCCACGGCUACCCCUGCAGAUUGAGGUCUCGGACAUGGAGCUGAACCAGAUCAAGGGCUGGAGGGUCCCUGUUAUCUCCAACAAAAGGCCAGCUCGGGACAGUGAGGAGGAAGAUGACGAUGAAAAGAAGGGCCGAGGCUGCACCCUCCAGUACCAGCAUGCCAUGGUGCGAGUCCUGACCCAGUUUGUGGCCGAGGCACCUGAUCCUGGGGGACACCUGGCCUACCUGCUGGGCUCUGACUGGCAGGUGGACAUCACAGAGCUGAUAACUGACUUCAUGCAGGUGGAGGAGCCCAGGAUCGCCAAGCUGCAAGGAGGGCAGAUCCUGACUGGCCAGGACCUGGGCAUGACCACCAUCCAGAUCCUGUCCCCUCUGUCGGAUGCCAUCCUUGCCGAAAAGACCAUCACUGUGCUGGAUGAGAAGGUGACCAUCACAGACCUGGGGGUCCAGCUGGUAACGGGUCUUUCGCUGUCCCUGCAGCUCAGCCCCGGGAGCAACAGAGCCAUUUUUGCUACUGCAGUGGCUCAGGAACUUCUGCAGAGGCCCAAACAGGAAGCAGCCAUCAGCUGCUGGGUACAGUUCAGUGACGGUUCUGUCACACCAUUGGACAUUUAUGAUGAAAAGGAUUUCUCCCUAAUGGCCACAUCCUUGGAUGAGAAGGUUGUCUCCAUUCUCCAGGACCCCAAAUUCAAGUGGCCUAUCAUUGCUGCAGAAAAUGAAGGACAGGGGUCCCUGGUGAAGGUGGAGAUGCUGAUCAGUGAAUCUUGCCAGAAAUCUAAGCGGAAGAGCGUGCUGGCCGUGGGAACCGCCAACAUCAAGGUUAAAUUUGGACAAAAUGAUGGGAACCCCAAUAGCAGUGAGAGUGGACACCUUGGGGCCGGGCUUCACGUGGAGAAUAUCAGUGACAGGAGAUCCAAAAAGCCUUUGCAGGAAUGGGGGAGCCCCGAUGGGUCGUACUACAGCAGCUCAUCCAUGGGGCUCAUGGAGGGAUGGGGCAGUACAACCAAGAGGCCAACUUUCCAGAAGAAGGAAGGCCAGGAAAGCCUGUUAGAUGACAUCAUCUUCUCACAGACCAUGGCCACAGACCUCACCAGCUUCCCAGAUCAGGUGGACCUCCCCAGGAGCAACACAGGCACUGAGGAGCAUGACCCUGACCAGGCAGCCAAGGGCUUGAGUGACCUGGAAAUCGGGAUGUAUGCUUUGCUGGGUGUCUUCUGCCUGGCUAUCUUGGUGUUCUUAAUUAAUUGUGUGACCUUUGCCCUGAAGUACAGGCACAAACAGGUUCCCUUUGAGGAGCAAGAAGGUCUGAGUCACUCUCAUGACUGGGUUGGGCUGAGCAACCGGACAGAGCUGUUGGGGAACCACUUGAACUUCGUCUCCUCCCAAGAGGAACAGAUCACUGCCAUUGACAGGGGUCUGGACUUCGAGGAGAGCAAACUCCUUCUCAGUUCAAACUCCCAGAGCAGCAUCAAUGGACAGCUGUUCAGGUCCACGGGAGCCAUGCCCACAGAUGGGAAAGAACAGAAGAGUGAACCCCCCACAUCCCCUACCUCCAAAAGGAAAAGAGUGACAUUCUCCACGUUCUCUGCCAUUUCCUCAGAUGACGGGUGUUCUGUUGGGAACACCAUAGUGUUGAGUAAUGAGGAUGACAUUAAGUGGGUCUGCCAGGCCCUGGACCCUGGGGAGUGUCCAGAACCUCACAGUUGCAUGGAGAGGCUACAUGAGCACGUGUAACACAGACACCAAUGUUGUUACUACCUUUCAGCCUUUAACCCACCCGGGUAUGGGGAGUAGACAUGCAGCCAAGGGAGAAAUGAGACAAGAGGACACCAUAAGGGUGACACUGUCCAUGGAGCCUUGGGAAAUGGUCCCCUCGUAGCUGGGGAGGCCCAGAGUCGGUACCCAUGCAUAUGCUGUUGCACACAGUGUUUUGGUUGGACUUUAGAGGUUUAUUGUGCAUGGCAACAUGUUUUCAAAGCUGGAGCAAAGAGGUGUGUUUGAGGGUCUACAGGGAAGAACUCUCUCCCCUUAAUCUAAAGCAAUUUGGUUUUGGGUGAGAUCCACGCUGCUUUGAGAGUCAAUUUUUCAGACCAUGGAAAUGAAAAAGCAAGGUCCUGAUUGAGCAUGCGUGGAUCAGUGGGUAGAAGCAUGCCAUCCGAGUGGAGCAGCGGGGCUGGCUACAAGUGUGCCCACAGGCGAAGCCUAGCGCUGACGCUGGCUGCAAGAAGCAGGGUGGUGAGCUGUAGUUCCCAAAGAUGGGGUCAAAGUUGACCGGGAUUAUCGACAGGCCAAGGCAGAGAUUAGCAGGGCAAAGAGGAAAUGGGUAGAUGAAUGGCCCACAAAUAUUUUUGUAAGUACAUGCCAAGACACACACACACACACACACACACACACACACACACACACCAUUAGAACAACUCAGAGAAGCUGCCUGCCUGUAGGACACUGGGCACAAACCACGAGCCUCCUUUAGCAAGUUCAGCACAUUUGAACUUGAUCUCUCCACUCCACUGAUGCCCUUACUGCAGCUGUUGGUUAUUGUGAGUGAGGAAGGGAGGAUAAAAUUUCCAGAACUUUCUCCCUGCCUCUCUUUCCCCUGGGCUUUGUGUCAACCUCAAGUGACAUUCCGUAGAGAAGGUCCCGGAGACCUUCUGAAGAGUCUGGUCUCCAGAGUGUUAAGCAGAGCUCCGGGUGAAUUCCCCAUCCUCUCUCUGCUUCCCUAGAAACCAUAGGGGGCUGUUUUGGGAGUGGGUCUGCAGCCACUCAUGUUGGGUCUCUCGUCCGAGAAUUCGCCACCAGGGUGUUAAGACAAAUCCAUCCGUUGAGAGUAGGUGGGCCCUUCUGAGCUGUAAGAGGCGAGUAGGAAGGUAGGCUUAUGCAUGCUUGGACAGCAUGAGAGAGAUAAAGGGUGUGUGUGUGUGUGUGAGAGAGACAGAGAGAGAGAGAGAGAGAGAGAGAGAGAGAGAGAGAGAGA